Molecule: messenger RNA, 252 nt
Organism: Neurospora tetrasperma FGSC 2508
Lineage: Eukaryota; Fungi; Ascomycota; Sordariomycetes; Sordariales; Sordariaceae
Exons: 3
Coding region: 1-252 (83 amino acids)
Source: RefSeq, a predicted model, not a curated record
AUGUUGACUAGAUCUAUCCGAAGAUCAAGCCAGUGCUGGAUGCAACAUGGCGAGAUGGAAAUCGGGCAGGAGGUUGUCGAUGCAUGCCUUGUCAAUGAUUGGUCACUGCAAUCACAACAUGUCAUUGGUUUGCUGACCGGCUCACUUGAAACUAAGGUAGGCUUCAUGAUUGAGCAUCCCGUCUCUGGCUCCGGCCUCACCGACCUCGAAACUCAAGAGGAGGGCCUCGUAGGGCUCGCGGAGAUUUUGUAG